Penicillium taxi is the source of this 7599-nucleotide messenger RNA. RefSeq names its product Polyketide synthase. Lineage: Eukaryota; Fungi; Ascomycota; Eurotiomycetes; Eurotiales; Aspergillaceae. The record is from RefSeq and is a predicted model, not a curated record. Bases 1 to 7599 code for a protein of 2532 amino acids. The transcript is spliced from 3 exons. Gene Ontology annotation, molecular function: acyltransferase activity; phosphopantetheine binding.
AUGGAUCCUCGAGAAACCCCUAGCAAGACAGUUUUGGUCUUCGGGCCACAGGCUCUUGCCUUCAAUCAGAACUCGUUCCACGACCUACGAGCCGCUAUUACAAAUUCUGCAGCUCUGGGAUGGGUUCCCAGCGCUCUUUUGGAGCUCCCCGACUGCUUUGAAACAGUCUCUAAGGAAUUCCCUCACCUCACGGUUGUGCCCGGGGUACGACUACUUCACGCUUUAAGCGAGUGGUUUGCCACAGGAAGCUUGAAGAAUCUGACUAUAUCGCCACAUAUACCAAACACCAUCUUGACUCCCAUCACCGUUCUGUCACAGUUGGCUGCCUACGAUCGAUAUAUCGACUUACGUGAAUCGGGGGGUUUAAAGGGAUCACACGCCUUGGCAAACACCGAAAGUGCCGGAUUCUGCACUGGUCUUUUAGCCGCACUGGCAGUAUCUUUGAGCGAUAACAACGCGGAACUUGCGCACAAUGGUGCAACGGUGUUACGCCUGGCCAUGUUGAUCGGGGCUGUUGUGGAUGCCCAAGAAUCAACCCACGGGGGGUCGACCUCUGUCUCCGCUGUUUGGAGAACCCCAAAUGGGUUGGAAGCCCUCGAGAGAAUUCUUCAAGACUCUACUGAUGCAUAUAUAUCGGUUCGUUAUGAUGAGGAUAGGGCGACUGUGACAACUUCAAGGGACGGCCUUGCGGGGCUAGUGGCAAAGGCCAGCUUAGCCGGCAUCACAACGAAGGAAAUUGGACUGUCCGGUUCUUUCCACAGUGAGGAUCAUCGAGGCUUGUUAGAUCUUCUGAGCCGCUUUUGUGACUCAAAUCCUCCCUUCCGGCUCCUCGCCGCAUCAGAGCUGAGGAUUCCCUGUAGGAGAGACAUAACAGAGACAGGCGAGAACAUUAUGACGGGAAACCUUUCGGCUAUUGCCUUGGAGGCCUUACUCGUAAAGCAAUCUCAAUGGUGGAAUACAUUUUCUUCCUUCUGCUCGGUCGAAAAGGAAGCUGCAACCAUCAUCACCCUUGGGCCAGAGCGAUGCACACCCCCAUCGCUUCUCCACAAAGUCCCUCCAGGGUUCCAGUUCAUACAUCUCGCAAAUGUCCCAGCUGAGUCUGAUAAUGGUCACCUGAUGCGGUCACUAGGGGAGCCAGAUCAUGACAUUGCUGUGAUUGGAAUGAGUUGCAAAGUUUCUGGGGCAGAUGAUCUAGACGAGUUCUGGGAGAUUCUCUGCAAAGGAGAGUCUCAGCAUACUGAGGUUCCCAAAUCGAGGUUUUCAUUCGAGACUGGAUUUCGGGACUUUGACCCUGAGAAGAAGUGGUACGGUAACUUCAUCAAAGACUACAAUGCCUUCGAUAACCGGUUCUUCAAGAAAUCCCCCCGUGAGGCAGCCUCGAUGGAUCCCCAACAGAGGUUGCUAUUAGAGGUCGCUUACCAGGCUGUAGAGCAGUCUGGAUAUUUUCAAAAGAAGACCCCCUCGUCGGAUGUUGGCUGUUAUAUCGGCACUUGUGCUGUCGACUAUGAAAACAAUGUGGGCUGCCAUGCCCCCAACGCCUUCUCGUCAACCGGCAAUCUACGUGGAUUUAUCGCAGGCAAAGUGAGUCACUACUUUGGCUGGACGGGUCCAGGCCUCACCCUCGACACCGCAUGUUCAGGCGCUGCAGUCGCCAUACACCAGGCUUGCAGCGCAAUUUUCAAUGGUGAAUGUGAGACAGCGCUUGCUGGCGGCGUAAACAUGAUUUCCCAGCCACUUGCAUACCAGAAUCUCGCUGCCGCAUCUUUCCUCAGUCCCACGGGGCAGUUUGCUGCUGUGUUCUUGAAGAGGAAGUCAGCCGCAAUCGCAGAUGGUGAUCAGAUAUUUGGUAUCAUCUCCAGCACGGCAGUUUCACAAAACCGAAACUGUACACCCAUAUUUGUACCCAACGCGCCAUCUCUGUCAGACCUCUUCAGGAAAGUUCUGUCCAAAGCGCAUUUGGAACCCAGGCAGAUCUCAUAUGUUGAGGCACACGGAACCGGAACUUCUGUUGGCGACCCUGCAGAAUAUGAAAGUAUCAGUCAGGUUUUUGCCAUAGCUAAGCGGGCCAAGGCUCUGCAACUUGGCUCGGUGAAGGGUCUCGUAGGCCACACGGAGAGUACUUCUGGCCUCGUGUCGCUUAUAAAAGUACUUCUUAUGAUGCAUGAGAGCUCCAUUCCUCCACAGGCAAGCUUCCGGACCAUGAACCCACACAUUAAAGCCAGCACCUCUAUAGCUAUCUCGACAUCCUCGAAGCCUUGGAGCGAUGAGUUCAAGGCAGCACUGAUCAACAAUUACGGUGCUUCAGGAUCAAAUGCAUCAAUGAUUGUGACUAAGCCACUCAUACAGUCUGCUUCUGUAUCCCAGGUUGCCGGAGAGGUCAAGUACCCGUUCUGGCUUUCGGCCUUGGAUGAUAAGAGCCUUCAUGCCAAGGUCAGCAAGCUGAAAACUUUCUUUCAGUCCAAGUCUCGCAAUGUUCCUAUUUCGACCGUAUCCUUCAAUAUCUCCCGUCAGUCAAAUCGACAGCUCAAUCGAGCCAUCAUGAUCAGCUGCUCAACAAUCCAGGAAUUGAAUGACAAAUUAUCUGGGGAUUUAUCAAUCAUUGAUCGACCUUCAUCUCGUCCAGUGGUCCUUUGCUUUGGGGGCCAAGUCUCCACGUUUGUCGGACUGGACCGCAGCAUUGUGGAAAACACAACAGUCUUUCGUUCCCACUUGAAUGACUGUGACAAAGCUUGUCAGUCCCUCGGAUUCGGUAGCAUUUAUCCUGCUAUAUUCCAGAGAUCAGCAAUAGAGGACACUGUCAAGCUCCAACUCUGUAUUUUAGCCGUACAAUAUGCCUCAGCGAAGAGUUGGAUUGACUGCGGUAUCCAGCCCUCAGCUCUGGUCGGCCAUAGUUUUGGAGAACUCACUGCACUCUGCAUCUCAGAGGCCUUAAGCCUCGAAGACACAGUGAAGAUGAUUGCAGGCCGCGCCGGAAUUGUCAGAGAUCAAUGGGGCCCCGAAAAAGGGGCAAUGAUGGCAGUUGAAGCCGACCUUCAUCAGGUUACCGAGCUCGUCCAAAUGAGCGAUUCGCUAAGUAUUGCUUGUUACAACGGUCCUAGGAGCUUCACUAUUGCUGGAACGGCUCAAGCAAUCGAUGAUGCCGCACAGACAAUUUCUUCCAAUGCAAAGUAUUCUUCGAUGCGUGCGAAGAAACUCAAUGUCACCAACGCCUUCCACUCCACUCUGGUUGAGGGCUUAAAGAUCAGUCUUGAACUUAUGGCAAGUGGCUUGCAGUUCAAGAAGCCAGUGGUGCCGGUAGAAUUUUCCACGGAGCAAGAGUCCCAUAGGACACUUAGCCCGAAGUUUGUGGCGGACCAUAUGCGCAACCCCGUUUAUUUCAAUCAUGCGGUGCAAAGACUCUCAAAGAAGUAUCCAUCCAGUAUCUGGCUCGAGAUAGGGUCCAACUCUACUGUCACGAACAUGGCUAGUCGAGCCAUUGGAUCAUCCUCCGGCAGUUUAAACUCUCAGUUCUUCCUGUCUAUGAAUAUCACUACCGACAAUUCAACGACCCAUCUCACAUCCACGACCCUUAGUCUAUGGAAGGCGGGUCUAGACAUCGAUUUCUGGCAGCACCAUCGAUCACAGACUAGUCACUAUCCUGUAUUACUGCUACCACCGUAUCAAUUCGAGAAGUCUAGACAUUGGCUAGACUUGCAGGUCCACUCCACUCCCCCGGUUAUUGGGGUCGUCAAAGAUGAAAGUCUUUGGGCGUUUGAGGGCUAUCAAGACCCCAAGCAGCAAUCUGCCCGCUUCCGGAUCAAUACUGACUCGGGCCUGUACAAAGACCUUUUGUACGGCCACACUAUUGCGAAGACAGCGCCAAUCUGCCCAGCAACGGUCGAGGUAGAAAUCGUAGUUGAAGCGCUGAUGAGUCUACGUAGCGAAUUUAAAGAUGGAAUACUUCAACCACAGAUACUCAAUGUCAGCAACCACGCCCCAGUCUGCUUCGACUCAUCGCGCGUUCUUCGGGUUGACAUCACAGCCAUCGACACCAACACAAAGACUCCACGUGAAUGGAUAUGGAAGUGUAUCAGCGAAAUCCCUGGAAAGAGCUCGUCCACGACGAUCCAUGCAGAAGGCCAAAUAAAUUUUUGUUCAGUCGAUGAUGCAAGCUUUAAAAUGGAGUUUGGCCGAUACGAGCGCUUGGUCAACCACCAACGCUGUCUCGAUGUCCUUUACGGAAACGAUGAUUCCGACGACAUUCUGCAAGGCCCAAGUAUCUACAGAAUGUUUGAUGACGUUGUCCAGUAUGGAGAUCAAUACCAAGGACUGCAAAGGCUCGUAGGAAGAACCGCAAGAAACGAAUCUGCUGGACGAGUGGUCAAGAAAUUCAAAAAUGAAACUUGGCUUGACGCACAUCUAUCUGACUGUUUCAGCCAAGUUGGUGGCAUUUGGGUCAAUUGUAUGACCAACAGAAGCCCGGGAGACAUUUAUAUUGCCAACGGGUUCGAGAAAUGGGUUCGGUCUCCGAAAUUGCGAAACGGUGACUCGCGGCCUGACUUCUGGGAUGUCCUUGCAUGCCACGAAAAUCGUGGUAGUAAUGCCUUUCUCACGGAUAUUUUUAUCUUCGACCCCCGUAGUGGAGCAUUGUCUGAAGUCAUCCUAGGUAUCAAUUAUGCCAAGGUAUCAAAGACAUCUAUGAGCAAGCUACUCUCUCGACUCACUACCGAUAUGGCGACGAAAGCUCUGGUAGAAACUACCGUGGACACUUCUACCAGCAUUCAUGAUUCGAAGGCUAUCGUUCAAAUCGUCGCUAAGGGUGCCCAGGAAUCCAACAUAUCGUCUAGCCCAAACAUUGACAUCACCCCCCGGGUGAGAGAGAUUAUUGCCGAUCUAUCUGGACUGGACGCUGCUGAGAUCAAGGAUGAUGCCCAUCUACCUGAUCUGGGCAUCGACUCUCUAAUGUGUAUGGAGCUUGCGCGUGAGAUUGAAGAUGCCUUCAGCUGCACAAUACCGACGGAGAUUCUGAUGGAAGUUGACAGCUUCCAUGCUCUUGUCCAAAGUGUUGAGUCAACCCUUAGAUUUGAGCCGGGUGUUGCCUCCGCCGAUGAUAUUACAGAUUCCUCCGCCGGCUUGGGUGACGAAACGGCACAAACCUCGGUGAUUCAAACCCCAUCAGAACCUGCAGAAGAAAAGACUCUUCAUCGCAAUGAAGUUAACGGCAUCUCUGGGUUCGCAAAGCCUGCGCUUGAACUUCCCUCUUCAGUUGUUCUCGAAGCUUUUGCCGAGUGCAAGGCCCUCACAGAUCAGUUUAUUGAGGAGUUUGGCUGCAACAACUACCUUGAGACUGUCAUGCCGACACAGACUCAGAUGUGCAUAGAACUCACACUAGAUGCGUUCGCGGAGCUUGGCUGUGACCUGAGGGCUGCAAAGCCAGGUCAAGCACUAGAACCUGUUGAUCAUGUUCCGUCGCUCAGCGGAUUAGCUGAAUAUCUCUAUGAUAUGCUUGAUAAAGAAUCAGGCUUGAUUGAGCUUGAUGGCUCCCAGGUCAUUCGCACUACAGUCCCGGCCCCAACAGCUUCCAGCUCUGAGCUUUUACAGAUCCUGUUACGCGACGCUCCUGAGCAUUCAUAUCCGCAUAAGCUAACGCAUUUCGCUGGCUCAAGGCUCGCGGAUGUUUUGUCUGGAAGGUCUGAUGGAAUCAAUGUGAUAUUCGGCUCGGCAGAAGGGAGGGAGUUAGCCUCGGGUCUCUAUGCCGAUUCUCCCCUCAACAGGCUGUCUUACACACAGAUGCAGGACUUUGUGAAACGGCUAGUCUCAAGGUUACCUGCAGAUGGUACUCCACUGAAGAUUCUGGAGCUCGGAGCUGGGACUGGAGGAACUACGAAGUGGGUUGUUCCACUUUUAGCAGAAUUAGGUAUCCCUGUGGAAUAUACAUUCAGUGAUCUCGCCCCAUCAUUCGUGGCGGCUGCUAGAAAAAGGUUCGGGAAAGAUUACCCGUUCAUGAAGUUUCAGACGGUCGAUGUGGAAAAGGAGCCGCCCACAGAGCUCAUAAACAGCCAGCACAUGGUAUUAGCCAGCAAUGCUGUGCAUGCGACCCAUAGCUUGACCAGGUCGCUCGGCAACAUCCGAAAGACGCUUCGCCCAGACGGUUUCACGAUGAUUCUAGAAAUGACCAGGACCAUUUAUUGGGUUGAUAUGAUCUUUGGUUUGCUCGAAGGAUGGUGGCUGUUUGACGAUGGCCGCAAUCACGCGAUCGCACACCAGUCCCGCUGGGAACAAGAUCUGUACUCAGUUGGUUACAGCCAUGUCGACUGGACUGACGGCAAUCAUCCUGAGUCAACAAUCCAACGCAUUAUCGUCGGCAUGAAUGGUAAUGGGGAUAGUGGAAUUCCUUCUGAAGCCGAGGCCAGGCAGUGCAUAGUGGACGCCUUUGUGAAAAAGUACACCCUUGGCUUUUCUGUGCCAUCCUCUGCCCAAAAGCCAACUGUUCCGGGAAAUAAUUUGUGCAUACUGGUAACAGGAGCCACAGGGAGCUUGGGAUCGCACAUUGUUGAAUAUCUAUCGCACUUGCCUCAAGUCAAAACUGUCCUCUGCUUGAACCGGAAAACGGCAUCAGAUGCGCAUAUUCGCCAGGUUGAGGCUUUGAAAUCGCGAGGCAUCAGCUCCACAGAGCUUUCAAAGGUAGAGGUGAUCGAGACUGAUUCGUCUAAGCCACUUCUAGGUCUUGAACAAGAGACAUACGACGAGCUUACCGCCAAAGUUACGCACAUUAUCCACAAUGCGUGGCCGAUGAGUGGGACGCGGCCAUUGAAGGGGUUCGAGGGUCAGUUUAAAGUUAUGCGCAACCUUAUCGACCUCGCUAGUGCGGCAGGGUCUGCUCACGGCUCACUUAUCGGUUUCCAGUUCAUCUCGUCCAUUGCAGUCGUGGGCCACCAUCCUUCUACCCGGACAAGCCACAACCUCGUCCCAGAAGAAAGGAUUCAUACUGCUGCGUCGGUCCUCCCGAAUGGAUACGGUGAUGCGAAGUGGGUGUGUGAGCGCAUGCUGGACGAGACUCUUCACCGAUAUCCUCAGCAUUUCACUGCCAUGGCAGUAAGACUAGGUCAGAUCGCGGGAUCGAGGACAAGUGGCUACUGGAACCAUAUGGAGCACUUCACAUUCAUGGUUCAGUCGUCUCAGACCCUCAGAGCCUUCCCAAAUCUCGAAGGCGUGAUGUCCUGGACCCCAGUUAACGACGUCGCGGCCACGUUGGGAGAGCUUCUUCUCCAAGACAGCAGCCCAUACCCGAUUUACCACAUUGACAACCCAGUGCGUCAGCCGUGGAGCGAAAUGGCUUCAGUGCUAGCCAGCUCGAUUGGCGCCGAGCUUGUUUCUUUCCAGGAGUGGGUUGACAGGGUUAAGUCUUACCCGGGUCCUAUCGAAAAAGAGAACCCGGCAAUGAAGCUCAUCGAUUUCUUCGACCAUGACUACACUCGCAUGUCGUGUGGUGGGCUGUUAUUGGACACUACCCUCGCUUGCAAACAUUCAAGAACCCUCCGCAAUGUGGGGCCAGUAGAAGCUCAUGUUACGCGGAAAUAUGUCGAUGCGUGGAAAGCGGCUGGCUUUUUGAAGCCAUAA